AUGCCCCCCAUGAGCUCCUCUACGAAAGAACGAGGAGUCCGUCGUGAAGGAUCCCUCCGAUUGAUGCAAGUGUUUGGCGGUGGCAAAAAAGAGGGUCCCUUGUACGGCAACAAAAAACGCAGCGAUGACGACGAGGAAGACGAAGAAGAAACAGCAACGGUGGAUCUGUCAGAAGAGCAGUCGAUUUCGAUACUGAACGAGAGCGUCGUGUCAUCCUCCCAACCAAGUAGACUGCGUCGCAACAAGAGCAAAGACAAUAAUAGUCGGUCGGCACUACUGAAUGCUUCCGUGGCAACAACAGAUGAUGACAUGGAUCGAUCCAUUACUUCCAGUGCGUCUCGUCGCAGUGCCGGUUCAUCGCGAGUCGGUCGUCAUCGCUUGACAUCUUCCACUCGAAAGAGUAUUUCGCAAGACUCUGCUUUGGGAUUGAGCGCCGCGUUGACCAAGGCGAUCAAUGGAUUUCAUGGAGACGGUGAUGACGAGGAAGAUGAAGAAGAAGAUUUACUCGACGAACAACCAGCCGACAAAAAAGAAAAACCCAGACGACGACAAUCCAGACUACUUUCCGAUCGAGUGAGAAGUAGUCGACGAUCGGUGGCCGACAGUAGUACCGUCGGUGGUUCCACAGUCAGUGGAAAUACAGUCGCCAGUGCCGAAUCGAACAACACCAGCAGCAAUCGACGAAAGCAAAUGUCUUCCUCCAGCAGUCGUCGGCACAAUUCCAUGCGCAUCUCCGAUCGAGGACGCAGCACGCACGACAAACCACAUCGCACCCGAUCCGACGACAAGGGAAAACGCUCCACAUCCGGUCCUCGUCGCACCAAAUCCAAUCAAAAAGUAGUGGGCAGCAAGAGCACCAGUACUCACAAUUCCAUGGAUGCCGUCUCGAUCGCAUCCAGUAGUCAACAAUCGUUUGGUCCCCAACGACAACACUCUUCCGGUGGUGGUGGUCCCCAACGAACAGCCUCUGGACGCAGGCUCCGAAGCAGCAAAAGCAGCAGUGGCAUGGAUUCCAGUAGCAAAUCCAACAACAACAACAACAAUAAUGAUCAUCAACGACGACGACGUGGCACGCGACGCAGCAAAUCCAAUACACGCGCAACACGUAAAUCUUCUUGUGUUACGGACGAAAAAAUCAAUGAACAACGCAAAGCCGCGGCAUUGGCGGCUGCCAAAGCGGCCGAAGCCCUGCGCAAAGCCACGGAUCAUUUGCGCAAACUCGAAGCCAGUGCGAAUAAUAAUCUGCAAACGACAACCACUGAUGCCAAGGCCAAGAAAUCCCGCAAAGCCGCGGCCGUGGCGGCUGCACAAACGGCCACCGUCAAACAGCACUCCAAAGCCGUCGGUGUCGCGGCCGCACAAGCCGCCAAAGACAAGCAACGAUCCAAAGCCGUCGGUGUGGCGGCGGCGCAAGCGGCCAAAGACAAACAAAAAUCACGGCGCAAAGCUGCCAAUGAAGCACCCUUACGACGAACGUCGUCGCGACAACAAGGUGGAAUGAUGAGUUCCUCCUCCCGCGAUCACUUGCGACAAAGCAGUGGUACGGAACAUCACAAACGACACCUGCACAAUUCCAAGAAAAAACUCAGUAGUAGUUAUCAAGAUCGACAUGGCAGUGUUCGGCGAUCCGAAGGCAAGGCGGCUACCAAACAAUCGAUAAAGUCGCGAAAAGGCAGUACCACUUCCAGUCAAGAUGGAGCCCUGUCCAGUUCGCGCGAACAACAACAACAAUCCGCAUUGCCGAAUGCCAACAAGCCCAAAAAGGAUCCUGCCAAAAAGAGCCAACGAGAAGGCUGGAAUAGUAGUUUCAUGGUGGUGGGCAAUGCUAGCAACAUCAACAAUAGCAACAGCAACAAUGAUGAUGAGCUCUACCAUCCGGACGAUUCGCACAUGCUCGUGGGGAGUGCCGAAUUCAAUGCUCAUUUUGAUGACGAGUCGAUUCACUCGGACCUUUCCGACAGUCACGGAUCCUUGGAAUCGGAAGAAGAGUCGGAGGAGGAAGAAGAUGAAAUGAGCAGUUGUGAGGAAAGCGAGGACGACAACGACGACAACGACAUUGACGCCUUUGCCAAUUUUGGAGACGCUGCCAAGGAGUUUGCAAACAACGACAAGAACUAUGUCACCACAGACGACGAUGAAGAGUUUGGUUUUGACGAUGACAAUGACAGCUUUUUGAAUGGUGACAACCAAAAUUUGGGUGAUGUGCUACAAUUUGACCCAUCACAGAUUGGCAUGGUACAGAGAGUCAAACAGAUAUCCACGGAUAAGAAGGGGUAUGAAAUCAACGGACAGCAUGGGCAGAUUGCGGAAAUUGUAGAUCCUGUCAGCAACCUUCAAGAUAUUAGCAAAUCGGGCCCCUUGUUCAAUUUGUUUGACGACGAGCCCAACUUUGGAGACGAGGCCCCCUUUUCGGCUCCAUCGUCAUCCCAUCGACAACACCCCUCAUCACCGACAAAGCAGCAACCGUCGAGAUGUGACGAAAGUGAACAACAUUCUCCUGUGAGUCAUCGAAGGAAAUCCCUCUUUCGACGGCAAGGCCGGAAGGAUGACAAUGGCGAUGAGAGCGAGGAGGAAGGUAGCAUGCGCGGUAGCUUGCGAAGAGAUUUCAUCAGUCCCGCCAAGUUGGGAUACGAGAAUCAUUCCGAUUUCAAGUCGCCUCCUUCCAAAGAAAAGAAAUCGAUCGCGUCCAAGGCAUCGGGAUACCUGCGAAACAUGAUGGGUGCUUCUCACUCGGAAAUUGGAGAUAUGGAUGAUGACAAGUCGCAGGUCUCUCAUCGAUCGAGUGUUUCAAACCGAUCCAGCAAAAGCGCUCGAAAAUCCAUCAAAAAACUGUUCGGGAACAAGAACAAAAAUAGAGGAACCUUGCUGCAAGACGAGGACAUGAGUUCAGACGAGGAAGAAGACGAUAUGCUCUUCUAG
Molecule: messenger RNA, 2919 nt
Organism: Seminavis robusta
Lineage: Eukaryota; Bacillariophyta; Bacillariophyceae; Naviculales; Naviculaceae
Source: the annotation of a GenBank genome assembly